Messenger RNA from Guillardia theta CCMP2712, 753 nucleotides. RefSeq lists its product as hypothetical. The transcript is spliced from 2 exons. The record is from RefSeq and is a predicted model, not a curated record. Bases 1 to 753 code for a protein of 250 amino acids. Lineage: Eukaryota; Cryptophyceae; Pyrenomonadales; Geminigeraceae.
AUGAAGACUCGCACAUCUUGGCUCCUGCUGCUAAUGUUCGCGAUGUCAGUGUCCAGUGACUUGCAUGAGGAAAGUGCAGGAUGCUUCAUCACAGUCCUACACCCCAGAGCCUUCAGCCAGGUCCCUCCCUCCCUCGUGGACGUCCGAGCCUGUUCCAACUGCCCAGGGAAGGUCGCAGAGCUGCUGGUGAGCAUGGAGGGAGCUGCAGUCUCCCUCCCCUUCGAGGAUUGGCAAACCACCAAUGCCUCCUGUCCUUUGAUGGUCCAUGCCAAGUUGAGGGGCAUCAAGGAAGGCACAGCAAGCCUGCGGGUCUCCCUGGUGUUCCAUGAUGGGGGACAAGAGCUGCGGGUCGUCUCCGAGGCUGUCGUGGUGCGAUCGGUCGCUGAUCCUUUGAAGAGAUUCCUGUUCCUGCUCCACGUGGACUCCCUGUGGAAGCUGAGGGAGGUAGAAGGAGAAAUGAGGACGAGGGACUCGGACGUUGUUGCUGUCGUCUGCUCGCCGCCAAUGGAAGAAGACGAGCUUCGGCAGUACGUGGACAGCGAGUUGGAGUUCCUCUCGACGACCAACUCGCACCUUGCUCAAGCUUGCAGUGAGAAAGAGAAUGGGGUGGAAGAGGAAGUUUUGAGCUCUGAUCCAGGUGGGAGCGUCUGUUCUCCACGAGACAUUGUUUCUGCUCCUCACGCGAUCGGCCGGUUCGGUGAAGUGACAAGAUUGUGGGAUUGUGAGCAGGUAGAACAUGGGUGGUGGUGCUGA